ACAAUGGCGAGCUUGGCUGAUGUCGGUUGGAAACUGCUUGAAUUCAAAGCCCGAUCGAAACGAUCAGAUUUGUGAUUUAGCUGAGAGAGAGAGAGACAAAGACGAUUGGCCUUAAUUUCACCUUUUGAAAAUGGCUGGGAUAAAAGGGCCUCGCCAGAAAGUCCAAAGACUGGGAUCCAUCUAUGAGCCCCUCAAGCUGUCCAUCCUCCACGGUGAGGAUGAGCCCGUGUGGGAGAAGCUGGACCGCUACUACAAUGCUGUCAAGACCACCAUCCUCAACUACCAGAGUCCCACCACCGGCCUCUUCCCCAUUAAGACCUGUUCCACUUGUAAAGAGGCCAAGGUGCGGGACUCCCUGUACUGUGCGGCAGGAUCCUGGGCGCUUGCCAUGGCCUACCGUCGCAUCGACGAUGACAUGGGACGCACCCAUGAACUGGAGCACUCAGCCAUCAAGUGCAUGAGAGGAAUCCUCUACUGCUACAUGAGACAGGCACAUAAGGUGGAACAGUUCAAGCAGGACCCCAACCCCUCAAAGUGUCUGCACUCCAUGUUCAAUGUGGACACAGGUGACGAGAUCCACACCUAUGACCAAUACCACCACCUGCAGAUCGACGCCGUCUCCCUGUUCCUGCUCUACCUGGUGGAGAUGAUCUGCUCUGGCCUGCAGAUAAUCUACAACACUGACGAGGUGUCCUUCAUCCAGAAUCUGGUGUUCUGCGUGGAGAGAGCCUACAGGGUGCCCGACUAUGGCAUGUGGGAGCGAGGCAGCAAGUACAACAACGGCAGCACCGAGCUGCAUUCAAGCUCUGUGGGCCUGGCCAAGGCUGCUUUGGAGGCCAUCAAUGGCUUUAACCUGUUUGGAAACCAGGGUUGCUCCUGGUCGGUGAUCUUCGUGGAUCUUGACGCCCACAACCGAAACAGACAAACGUUGUGCUCCCUGCUGCCCCGAGAGUCACGCUCUCACAACACGGACGCAGCCUUACUGCCAACCAUCAGCUACCCUGGCUUCGCUGUGGAUGAUGACGCCCUCUACAGUCAGACGCUGGACAAAAUCGUCCGCAAGCUGCGUGGCAAGUACGGCUUCAAGCGCUUCCUCCGUGACGGAUACCGAACCUCCAAUGAGGACAAGGACCGCCGAUACUACAAACCUGCUGAAAUGAAGCUCUUUGAUGGGAUCGAGUGCGAGUUUCCUAUAUUCUUCAUCUUCAUGAUGAUUGACGGGGUGUUCCGAGGGAAUCAGCCUCAGGUGAAAGAGUACCAGGACCUUCUUGAGCCCAUCAUCUUUCAGUCUUAUGAGGGCCAUGCCGUGGUGCCCAAGUACUACUAUGUGCCCGCUGAUUUUGUGGAGGCCGAGCAAAGCAAGCAUGGCAGUCAGAAGCGCUUCCCCAGCAAUUCUGGACGUGACGGCAAGCUCUUCCUGUGGGGCCAAGCCCUCUACAACAUUGCCAAGCUGCUAGUUGACGAACUGAUAAGCCCCAAGGACAUUGACCCCAUCCAUCGCUACGUUCCUCGACAGGACCAACGCAACGUCAGCAUGAGAUACUCCAACCAGGGCCCCAUAGAGAAUGAUGUUGUUGUCCACGUGUCACUGAUAGCUGAGAGCCAGAGACUGCAAGUGUUCCUGAACACAUACGGCAUCCAGACACAGACACCGCAGCAGGUGGAGCCUAUCCAAAUCUGGCCACAGAAGGAAUUGGUCAAGGCGUACCGCUUCCUGGCCGUCAACAGCAAGCUGGGCCUGAGUGGGCGUCCGGAUCGACCCGUGGGCUGCAUUGGGACCUCUAAGAUUUACCGCAUCCUGGGCAAGACGGUGGUGUGCUACCCGAUUGUCUUUGAUCUGAGCGAUUUUUACCUGUCUCAGGAUGUCAUGCUGCUCAUUGACGACAUUAAGAACGCCCUACAGUUCAUCAAGCAGUGUUGGAAGAUGCAGGGACGACCUCUCUUCUUGGUGCUCAUCCACGAGGACAACAUCAAGGGAAGCCGCUUUAAUCCGGUGUUGGACAUGCUGGCCUCCUUUAAGAAGGGCCACAUUGGAGGAGUCAAAGUUCACGUGGACAGACUUCAGACGCUGAUUUCGGGAGCCGUGGUGGAGCAAUUGGACUUCCUGCGUGUCAACGAGGCCGAUAUCCCGGAGUUCAGGAGCUUCGAGGAGCUGGAGCUUCCCAAACACUCCAAAGUCAAGCGACAGACGAGCACACCCAACGCCUCCGACUUGGAGCAGCAGCCUGAGAUCAGCGUGGACGAGUGGCUGCACAAACCCACGAACGAGAUCCUCCAGAAGUUCCACGAUUGUGACUGCUUGGCCAGCCAGUCUCAGCUCGCCAGAAUCCUGCUCAGGAGGGAAGGCUCGGACUUUCUCACCACGGAAGAGAACCUGAUGGAAGAGUUGGAGAGGAUCUACCGACAAGCUGGCAGCCGGAAGCUUUGGUCCGUUGUCCGUCAUGCCGCCAGUCUGUUAACUAAGCUGGUGGACAGCCUUGCCCCCAGUAUUACUAGUGUUUUAGUGCAUGGCAAGCAGGUGACGCUGGGUGUGUUUGGCCACGAAGAGGAGGUGAUUUCCAACCCGCUGUCUCCCAGCGUGAUCCAAGGCAUCAUUUACAGCAAGUGCUGCCCAAUAGGGGGCGAGCGUGAGGCCGUCCUGCAGCAGGAGCUGGUCAUCCACAUCGGGUGGAUCAUCUCCAACAGCCCAGAGCUGUUCAGUGGCAUGCUCAAGAUCCGAGUUGGGUGGAUUGUCCAGGCCAUGAAACAGGAGCUGAGAAUCCGGGCGGGAGACAUGCCCUGCCAGGACAUCUACCAGCUGUCCCCCAGCGACAUCAAACAGCUCUUACUGGAUGUGCUGCAGCCUCAGCACACGGGCAGGUCAUGGCUACACCGCCGCCAAAUCGACGGCUCACUUAACAGAACGCCUUUGGGCUUUUACGACCGGGUCUGGCAGAUCCUGGAGAGGACCCCUAAUGGGAUUCUGGUCAGCGGUACACACCUACCGCAGCAACCUACGCUGUCUGACAUGACCAUGUACGAGAUGAACUUCUCCCUGCUGGUGGAGGACACACUAAAGAGCAUCGUCCUGCCGGAGUACAGACAAACCAUCGUGGAGCUGCUGAUGGUGGUGUCCAUUGUGCUAGAGAGAAACCCGGAGGUGGACUUUGCCGACAAAGUGGACCUGGACAGUCUGGUGAAGGAAGCCUUUGCCGACUUCCAACGGGAUCGUAGUCGCUCGGAAGGCAUCGAGAAACAGGAUGACAUGCAGGCCUUCUACAACACGCCACCUGUGGGCCGGAGGGGCACUUCCAGCUACCUGACUAAGGCUGUUAUGACCCUGUUGUUGCAAGGGGAUGUGAAGCCCUGCAAGGAUGAGCCGUGUUCUGUUAGCUAGAAGCCCCGACGCCGUUUCUGUCACCUCACUCGUUACAUUGCUUAAUUCGCAUGCGUGCUAAUCGCUGGGUGGUUUUUAAUAGUGGUGAUACACCACAUGGUUGAUGGAAACCUGAAAAGUAGGGGCUUCUAACUGACCAGUAAGUCAUUUUGUUAGUUAUCUCUCUUGCCUAAUUUAGCAUAAAAGAAAGGAAGACUGAGAAUCUUUAGAUUACAGGCAGCUAGUGCAUUUUUUAGUCCUUAUACUCAACACACGGCAGCCAUCUCAGAAACGUUUUGGGACGGUCAGCAAGACAAGCUGGAAAGAAAUUGCUCUUUGAUUGGCAUUUCGUGUUCAAGCUCCUUCUAAUCUGAGUGCGAAACAACAAAAUGGGCCAGAUAAGUCACGGUACGUAGCACAUUUUCAGCAGAUGUUCGGUAAACUAGCUUGUGUUGUGCUAAUGUAACGCAAGUUAAGCUAUGCCUAGACGCUUGUGAUGGUAGCUGCAUUUUCAAAUAACAUAUAUUUCCAAACACCACAUCUAGUUUGCUCCCAAGUAGGAGUAAUCGGACAAAAUCUUCAGGACAAGUUUGAAGGACACGUGGAAAUGGCUAAAAUGACCCUAAAACUGCCUCUUUAAACUGAAAUAACUGACCUUGUGUUUGUUUUACAACAUGGGUCUUGGAGACUUUUUUGUGGGUCUACUCAUGAUAGAUUUGUCUGCCAAAAUUCAUGUGGCUAAACUGGGGGCUUAGUUAAAAAAAUAUUUUUUAAUAGAAUGGCGAAAAUGACCUCGACAUGUCCUCUUUAAACUAAAAUGGCAGACCUCCUGUUAGUUUUACAUUAUGGGUCCUUGAGACUUGUGGGUCUACUCUUGAUAGGCAUCCCUGCCAAAUUUCCUCUUGCGAAGUGUAACUGGAUUCAGGGGCUGAAUUAUUACAUUUCAAUAUAAUAAUACCAGGGACUGCAAAGUUAUUAGAAUUUUGGUUUUUAUGGCAAGUCACCAAAGCUUCAUCGCCCUGCUGCACCCACACUCAAUAACUAAAACUAAAAUCCUUCACAAAUUAGCAUCAUCCAUUUGUGUAGUAUAUGUACUUCCACUUUGGUAUCGAUCAGACAAAAUCUCUUGGUUAAGUUAAUUUUUUAUGAUGCCUGGAAAUAGCCAAAACAACCCUAAAAUGGCAGACCUCCUGUUAGUUUAACAGCAUGGGUCCUUGAGACUUUUUUGUGGGGCUGAAUUAUUGGAUAAUUUCAGGGGCAGUUAUUUGAGUUUUGUGUUUUUUGGUGAGUCACCAAACGCCAUUCUGCUGCGCCCACAUACAAUGAUGAGAACUAAAAAAUCUUUACAAUUUAGCGUCAUCCAGCUGUCGAGUAUUUGAAACUUUUUUUGUAGGCCUACUCAUGCUCCAAAUUUCAACUUGCUAAGUAAAACUGGCUUUGGGGGCUGAAUUUUCCAAAAGGUCUCAGGGAAUGUUUACAUACGGGAUGGGUUCUUGAGACAUUUUUGGCAGUAGCUAAAUUGUCAAUCGACAUAAUUCCAGACAACUACAACCUCUGUGAUUUUACAGAGCAAUGGUAGCUGUUAGCCAGUGUCAUGUUAAUCUAAAGCAAGCUAAACCAAGCCCUUUUUAAAUCCUUAAUUCAUCAUAACAAGGUCCUGCUCAUGGUGCCUAUGAUUUUCAGAAGCAUGUUUUGCUGCUAAUCCAAUGCCAAGUGAUGUUCAGAAAUCACUUACUUUGAAUGUGAAUUGCAUCAUUGUGUUUGGAUACAUGCUAAAUGCUUAACGUCAUGUUUGCAUGUACAAUAUUAUUAUUAUUAUGUUAUUUUUUUUUUGCUUAA
Phycodurus eques (leafy seadragon) is the source of this 5194-nucleotide messenger RNA. RefSeq names its product phosphorylase kinase, beta (gene phkb). Gene Ontology annotation, molecular function: calmodulin binding. NCBI's taxonomy places the organism in Eukaryota, Metazoa, Chordata, Actinopteri, Syngnathiformes, Syngnathidae. The transcript has 32 exons. Gene Ontology annotation, cellular component: phosphorylase kinase complex. Gene Ontology annotation, biological process: glycogen metabolic process. Bases 131 to 3376 code for a protein of 1081 amino acids. The record is from RefSeq and is a predicted model, not a curated record.